AUGAAUAGGCAGAUUUCCUCGCUAUGCUUGAAGCGCCUUCCUGAGGCCAGCAUUUUGCAGUCUGCUCGAAGGAGAUGCCUUGCCACCGUUUCAUCAUCUUUGAUUGUACAACCUCCGCCGCCGCCCCCACCCCCUGUCGAAUUCCCAGUAGAGCGGAGCAGGGAAUUACCAGAGAGCGUGCCACCGUUACUCGAUCACAGAAUACUCCAAGCUACCUCUAAGCCAGGACGAACGACUCUCACCAAGAUCAUCAAAGAAUACGUCAAUACAUCUGGAAAGGUUCUGGAUCUUGCGUUGCCAUAUGAAUCAAGACCUUCAGAGGCUCGACGGCCAGAUUUUACCAACGAGAUAGAUAGCUGCAAAAAUGUGGUUACUGUUGCACAUUGCGCGCAGGUUGGCACUGAGCAUAAGAUAACGCUUUCGUCAGGCUUUGCGCUUAAUAUCGAUGAUCGCAAAGCUGUCGCGAAAGGCGAAACACUUAUCGUAACUUGUGCUCAUACCCUGGAGGAAAUUCGACAGUCGCCGCUAUUGGUGACGCCUGUCCAUGGGACGACAAAAAAGUACACAGGUUCAUUCAUCGUGACUGGAACUGGUGCUGCGCUGGAGGUCUACCCGGUUUCUCAUGUGCUUUCAGCGCUUCCUCGUUCGGAUUUGAUUCUAUUGUCUUGUCCAUUGCCUCCAAAUGCAAUGAACAGUUUACCUCUGUCGCCCUAUCCGGCCCACAAGGACACGCCCAUUCGAGCGCAUUUUGUGGCACAAGAGAAACCGGAUGACACCGGAUGGAUGCCCUGGAUUGGGGGUACUUGGGGUAAAUGGCACCAUGGAAAGGUGCUCGGAUAUCGCGACUUUGCUGGACGCGAAACCGAGCCCGGCACUUACGAUGCGUUGUCUCACCUUCUGUUUACACCUUUACCGACUGCUGGGUCAAGUGGCGGACCUAUUGUCGACGAGGAAAGCGGGGCGGUGAUUGGUGUCAUGCUUGGUACAAGGAUGGAUAACAGGGUUGAAGGCGUCAGGGGCUGGGGUGUGCCUGCAGAAUCCGUCUUUGAGAUGUUCAGUUUGCCUGGCUUAGAAGGCAAAAAAUAG
Messenger RNA from Psilocybe cubensis, 1086 nucleotides. RefSeq lists its product as uncharacterized. The transcript has 4 exons. The record is from RefSeq and is a predicted model, not a curated record. Bases 1 to 1086 code for a protein of 361 amino acids. Lineage: Eukaryota; Fungi; Basidiomycota; Agaricomycetes; Agaricales; Agrocybaceae.